Saccostrea cuccullata (small rock oyster) is the source of this 357-nucleotide messenger RNA. Its product is annotated as heterogeneous nuclear ribonucleoprotein 87F-like. The transcript has a single exon. NCBI's taxonomy places the organism in Eukaryota, Metazoa, Mollusca, Bivalvia, Ostreida, Ostreidae. Bases 1 to 357 code for a protein of 118 amino acids. The record is from RefSeq and is a predicted model, not a curated record.
AUGGGGAUGUGGGAAGGGAGAAGGGGGAAGAGGGGGAGUGGAGAGAGGGGGGGAGAGAGAAGGAGUGGAGGGAGAGGGGUUGAAGAGAGGGAGUGGGGAGAGAGGGGAGUGUGGGAGGGAGAGUGGGAGAGAGGGAGAAAGAGAGUGGGGAGAGGGGAGUGGUGCGAUGGAGGGGGGAUGGGGGGGAGAGGGAGAGUGGGGAGAGAGGGGAGUGGGAGAGAGGGAGUGUGGAAGGGAAAGGGGAAGGGAUGGGGAGAGAGAGAAAAAAGGGGAGAGAGAAGGGGAAAAGGGGAGGGAGAAGAAAAAAGGGGAGGGGGGGAGGAAAGGGGAGAGGGGGAAAAAAGGGAUGGAGAGUAA